CGCAGGAGAGAGAUUUAGCCCUGUGGGAGAAGAACCAGCUCCAAGACAAACUGGAGAACCUAGAGCAGGUGCUCAAGCAUAUGCGCGAGGCUGCGGAGCGGAGGCAGCAGCUAGAGUUGGAGCAUGAACAGGCCUUGGCUGUACUCAAUGCAAAGCAGCAGGAGAUUGACCUUCUUCAGAAGGCUCAGGUUGAAGCAAAAAAGGAACAUGAAGGUGCUGUCCAUCUGUUAGAGGCCAAAGUACGAGAGCUGGAGGAAAAAUGUCGGAAUCAGAGUGAGCAGUUCAACCUCCUGUCAAAGGAGCUGGAGAAGUUCCGGCUCCAAGCCGGGAAGUUUGAUAUCCUCAGCACAGAACCGUUGACUUUAUGUGAAUCCCCGGGGUCACCCAACAAAUCCCUGUCCCAGCUCCUCAAUGGACUGGCUGCCCCCAUAGGAAAAGGCAAUGAGGCUCCGACAAGCAGAUCUUUGAUAUCUGAGUUCAUUCGGCCGCUCCAGAUCAGUGGAGACAAGCCGGAGCUCCUCUCAGUCAAGCCAACAUUCCUCACUCGGAGUCGAACCCGCAGCCCAGCACGGGCUUUCCUCUCUGAUAUGGACAAGGAGCUCGGCUCAACGACCAGGUCCAAACUAAGGUUCACAGGGAAAGUUCGUCUGUGCAUCGCCAGGUACAGUUACAAUCCUUAUGAUGGGCCUAAUGAGCAUCCUGAGGCUGAGCUCCCCCUGGUGGCAGGAAAGUACCUCUAUGUUUACGGAACGAUGGAUGAGGAUGGCUUUUAUGAAGGAGAGCUGCUGGAUGGACAGCGGGGACUGGUCCCAUCCAAUUUUGUGGACUUUAUCAAAGAUGAGGAGAAAACGUCUGCCCAACCAAGGGACACAGUAUCUAAAGAACCUGGUUACCUCAACCACAGUAGCCUGGGGACACAGAGACAUGGGGUGGGCAAAGGAACAGGCAUAAGCAGCCUGCUGUGUGACAGUAAACUAGACUGUCUCAGCACCAGCAGCUUGGGCAUAGACCUCCUGGGCUCCUCCAGCAACGGGACAGGAACCUUUGAUGUCAACAUUGACGAAAUUGGUGAAGACAUUGUGCCUUAUCCCCGCCGCAUCAACCUGAUUAAACAACUUGCAAAGAGUGUGAUUAUUGGCUGGGAUGCUCCUGUAGUCCCACCUGGCUGGGGCACCAUCAGUGGCUACAAUGUCAUGGUGGAUAAGGAGUUGCGCAUGAGUGUCCCCUACGGGGGCAGGACAAAGUCUCUAAUUGAAAAGCUCAAUCUGGUCACCAACACUUACCGUAUCACAGUGCAGAGCAUCACCGACCGAGGCCCGUCAGACGAGCUGCGGUGCACUCUGCUCGUGGGAAAGGAUGUGGUGGUGGCACCUUACUACCUGCGAGUGGACUGCAUAACGCAGGUCUCUGCUGAGCUUUCUUGGAUGCCCAGCAACAGCAACUACAGCCACACCAUCUUUCUGAACGGUGCAGAAUAUGACAUGGUCAAAGCGGGAGGCUAUAAGUACAAGUUCUUCAACCUGAAGCCCAUGACCGUUUACAAGGUGAAGGUUGUGGCGCAGCCGCAUCAGGUGCCUUGGCAGCUUCCAAUGGAUCAAAGGGACAAGAGGGAAAUAUCUGUGGAGUUCUGCACUCAGCAUGCAGGGCCUCCUCUCCCUCCCCAAGAGGUGCAGGUCCAGGUUGGUCAGUCGCCCGGGAUCCUACAGGUCAGAUGGAAGCCGCCGCCUCUGACGUCUUCAGGAACCUCCAACGGCGCCUGUGUGAUUGGCUACGCCGUGUGCACAAAGGGACAAAAGAUAGCAGAGGUCUUAUACCCCACAGCAGACUAUGUGAGCGUGGAGUUAAACAGGAUUCAGUGUCUGGAGGCCCGGGAAAUCAUUGUAAGGACGUUGUCAACACAAGGAGAGUCCCAGGACUCGCCCGUGGCCAUAAUCCCGCACAAUCUCUUGGGCUCUCCACACCUCUCCCGGAGGACCACAAGUCACCCUAUUCCCCACUCGCAGUCUCAACCAGUACACUCACAAACCCACCCUCCUUACCCCUCAACAUACCCACCAAAUCACCCUCAGCCACAGGUUCAGCCUCUGCCUCAAACCCAACCCCACACGCUGCCCCACGCACAGCCGCACACUCAGCCUGGCCGCCGUCCCCCUCCUCAUCCGCAGACUCAUUUCCAGCGCCACCCCAUGUCCAAGUCCAAACCGUUAGUAAGUGCCAGAGAGUCAGAAACCAAAGAGCAUGAGGUGGGUUUACGGUCAGCCCCGCACUGGGAGCGUUCCCCCUCUCCGCUGCCUCCAAUGCGUGGACCCAACCUGGAGCCGCCGCACUUCCAGCCACGGCGAUCACCCUCUCCUCAGAGGAUCCUGCCUCAGCCUCAGGGAGUCCCCAUCCCCAACACCAUCGCCAAGGCCAUGGCCAGGGAAGCUGCCCAGAGAGUGUUUGCAGAGGGUAACCGGGUUGAGAAAAGGAACAUCUUCAGUGAUCGAGGUAACGCCAUACAUCCAGUCAACUCUGAUGAGGAGGAGGACGGCUAUGAUUCUCCUCAUGCAAGAAGGAGAGGAGCCUCAGUCGAUGAAUUCCUCAGAGGCUCAGAGCUGGGCAGACAGCACCAUUACCCUCACUACAGCCACAGUGAGGAGUACCACACAGAGAGCAGCCGGGGCUCUGACCUGUCUGACAUCAUGGAGGAGGAUGAGGAAGAUCUUUACUCCGAGAUGCAGCUGGAGGAGGGGCGCAGGCGCAGUAUCAACUCCCACAACACUCUUAAGAUCAUUGGGAACUCAUCAUCACAUGGAAACGCUGAUCGUCUGGAACACUCAGGGAGGAGGCUGGUACACAUCGGCACCCCCUCUCAGCAACGGCCCAUCCCAUCCAUUGACGGCUAUGGCGGGCGCAGGCACGGGCGGGGACGGCGUUCCCUCGAUUACUAUGAUGAGUCGGAGCCAGACGAGAUGACCCGAGUGUUUGUGGCUCUGUUUGAUUACGACCCCAUGUCCAUGUCUCCCAACCCUGACGCGGCGGAUGAGGAGCUGCCAUUCAAGGAGGGCCAGAUCAUCAAGGUGUUUGGGAAUAAAGACACAGAUGGCUUCUACAGGGCUGAGAUCCGAGAUAGAGUGGGUCUGAUCCCCUGUAACAUGGUUUCUGAGAUCCAGACGGAGGAUGACGAUAUGAUGGACCAGCUCCUCAAACAAGGUUUCCUACCACUCAACACUCCUGUGGAGAAGUUAGAGAGAAAUAGACGGAGUGGCCGUCAACAUCCCAUGUCGACACGUAGAAUGGUGGCACUGUACGACUACGACCCUCGAGAGAGCUCCCCUAAUGUUGACGUAGAGGCUGAACUGACUUUCUGUGCCGGUGAUGUCAUAUCAGUUUUUGGUGAAAUUGAUGAAGACGGCUUUUACUAUGGCGAGCUCAAUGGACACAAGGGACUCGUUCCUUCCAACUUUCUUGAAGAAGUGCCUGAUGAUGUAGAGGUUUUUCUCACUGACUCACCAUCUCGAUACCCCCAGGACACUCCAGCACGGAUAAAGACCAAAAGGGUUCCACUGGAAAAAUCGUCUCCGCGCAGAGGAGCACCCUCUCCCACAGUGCGUCCACACGUCGCUGGCUCAGGCCCUGCCACCGUGGGGCCCCGCAGCCCCAUCAGGUCCCACUGGACAUGUACUCCUCCAAACAGAGAAGGGGACUGCUCUCCAAAAAGGAAGAAACUAUUGGAAAGACUGGGCACUGUAAAAUAAUGAUCGAGUGUCAUCCAACAAAGUGAAAAAAAAAAGAAAAGAAAUUCUAACAGAGGACAGUUGGCAUUUAUUCUUGUACAUCUGUUGUAUACUAGAGUAUUUGUAUUUUGUUAACAGUAUCAACAACAUAUUUUCAAUUACACAUUUCAUAUUAUUAUCCUGAGACCUCAUGUUGUCAGCAGAUGAGUAUCUUACCUCCAGGUCUCUUGGCUGAUGAAGUUCGGCUGUAGUCAAAGACAGGGCUCUCGGCAUUCUCCUUUUUGCAGUUGCUUAAAACACCACGAGUCUGACCAGUGUCUCUGUGAAACUCAGAAUGUCUUUCAAAUACUGAGGGCUCAAUUUAACAUUUGAGUCCAUUUAGUAACAGAAGAACGAGACGGACGUGUCAGCUGGUUAGAUUUUUUUUUUUUUUAGGUGAGGUUUGCAUGCUUUUACUUCAGCACAUUCCCUCCUGACCCCCCCUGAGAGCGUGCAAAAUGAAACUUGGUGCAUGCAGUACUUUCAUACAGCGCCGCUGACUCGCUGUGCAGUAUACUGUGACAAAUCAGAAGAAUCGACUCCUACUCCUCUGCCCUAUUUUAACAACUGUGAGAGAGCCAAGUGUUCCCCCUCGUACAUGUCAGACGCCUCCAAAAACAAGCACAUGCUGCGCCUACCACAGGGUCUCUGCAGUCAAAUCAGCCUGAAUGGAAAUGCCUCGUAGAUCCAACCUCCAUGUUUUUGCCUUACUAUCGCACAAUGGUUAGUCCUUUGUCCAGUAGAGCGUGCAGUUUCAUGCUUGUUAUUCAUUCUGUGUGUUCAAAAAAACAAGAGCUGUUAGCAUACUGUGUGACUGUCGUGAUCUCCUGAAGAUCAGAGCUUACAUACAACCGUCCAGCAACCAUCAUCAGUAGUUAAGCCCAAAAAAAGAAAUUAUUUUUUGUAUCUUAGAAAAGAAAGGGGCAAAAUAUUUAAAGGUUUUAUUUUUUAUUUAACUGUUUCUGCUGCCGCACUGAUGCACAUCUGAUUUAAAGUGACUACUCUCGUGAGGAAACUACUACAAAAAACAAUCAGCUUCUGUGUUAGAUAAGCAUCAGCAAAUGGGAGUCCUCCUAUUGUACUGCAUAUGAUUCAUAACAUGCAACACUGUCGGGCUUCACUAGAACAAUAAAAGGUUAAUAACUGUUUCCACAGAAAUUAAGAGACACAAGGCUACCUCUACGCUGCCCCCUACCUGUCUGACCCUAAAUCUAGAAAUCAGAAACAUGUUGACUCAAGCCAAUCUGUCAGUGAUGCCUGUUCAGUGUGUCCCGAGUGAUGUUGGUGCAGGAUUCAAAGUACUGUAUAUCGAUAUAUAAAUAUAUAUCUACACCUUAAUGUAGAGUAGUGAAUGUAUGAUGAAUUGAAAGCCAAUGUAUUUUCAAAACUGUCCAAAAGGAUUGUGCAGAUGUUCGUCUUUGUGCGUGAAAUGAAACGGUCCACCUUUAUUUCCUCCCAUCUUUCAUUUCAUCCUCAUGUUAAUACAAACUCAAAAUCUAGCCUAUUUUUUCUACACGAGUUGAACUGAAACUGCCAAAAAAGAAUGUAUGCAAAACAUUCUGAUACUUUCUGUACAAUUGUCGGCCAACAGCCAUGAAAACCUGCGAUAAACCGAUGUACAUCUUUUCCUCUUUCUGGACCAUGUCUUCAGACAUUGCUUCGAUUCAUUUUGAGUGACUGUUGCUCUUUUUGUACUUUGUCCAUUUCUAAAAUUGUUUUUAAAUGUUUGUACUUGAUUUUCAAACUGCCUUUUUUGUACAUUUAACUUUAUAAUCAAACAGUGCAAGCUUUCCCCAUGGUGUCUUGAAGACCAUAUUGUUUCAAAGUCUGCAGUUGUGUGCUAGCUUUAUGAUAAGAAUUAUCAAGCCUAUAUUGAUGGUUAAAAAAACAAUUAUUGUGUGAGUGUGCAUGUGCAAUCUUUUAUAAAAAAAAAAAGA
Labrus bergylta (ballan wrasse) is the source of this 5692-nucleotide messenger RNA. The record is from RefSeq and is a predicted model, not a curated record. NCBI's taxonomy places the organism in Eukaryota, Metazoa, Chordata, Actinopteri, Labriformes, Labridae.